CAUAAAGACUUUUUACAUCAUAAUGUCUUAACUUCUACUUAUAAUUAAGUACCUCAUAAUCCUUCACUGAAUGAACUCACUGAAUCCAUCAGAGUAGCUAAAAUACAAAAAAAAAAAAAUAAUAUAAAAUGUUUAAAUUACAUAUGACUCAAUGAACUGCAAGUUCACUGUAAUUAAUACAGAAAUAUAAAGGUUUUUUGCUGUACAACCAAGAAACCAAGAUUUCCUUUUAUCUUUAGAUUAUAUCUCUCCCUCAUGUCUUUGUUCAUGUUUCUUCUUCUUUUUUUAGAGCUUACCGUAAGCCUUAUAGCAAUGCAAUAAAAUUGGUAAAUGUAGCCAAUUUAAUACCAUGACAAGGAAAAUACCAAAUGUUUACUUCAAAAUUAAAAGAAUAGAUAAUAGUUGAAUUGCAUGAAACUUCAUGACUUUCGUGGCACUUGCUACGUGAACACAAAACAAAUAUGGGACAUGACUGGAAUAUGCAAAAUGGUCUUAAAUUAAGUCACAGUUGCAGUCUAAAAUGCCUGCUAUAUGAAUCUAAAAUGUUUAAAUAACAGAAAAAAUAGCAAUUGAAAGCAGAGACUUACCUUUUUAUUUUAGUGCUUAAACCUCACAAUGUGUUUCUCAAAAUGAUGGAGAUCAUCACAUAUCAUAAAGAAAGAAGCAGGUGCGUGAUCUUGCUUUAAAUGCAACAUACAUUAUUUGCAUAAAAGCAAAAAAGUGACCUCUUGUUCUUGUUUGUGAUUGGCUGCUCAAGGCUGUUUCGGCCUGAAACCCGAUAAGCUUCUACUGUACCUGCAUUAUGGUCACUCCCAGUUUAUACACAAACACUAUUGUGUGGUUCUCUUUGUCCUGCCUUGGUGACCACCUUUCAUUUCCCUCUCUUCACCAAACACAAGCAGGAGAAAAUGGCAGGAACGAAUAUCUCUGUGGAUAAGGACCAGUUCUGUUGCUCAGUGUGCUUGGAAGUGCUGUGGGAGCCAGUUACGAUUCCUUGUGGACACAGUUAUUGUAUGGAGUGCAUUAAAGGUUACUGGAGGAAAUGUGAGUUGAAAGCGGAAUUCAGCUGCCCUCAGUGCAGACACACCUUUAGCCCCAGACCUGCGCUCUCUAAAAACACCAUACUGGCUGAUAUCGUGGAGAAAUUGAGGAGAACCAGCAUUCAAGAUGCUGGUGGGAAAGCAGCAGAUGUUGAAUGUGAUGUUUGCACCGGGAAGAAACAUCAAGCUGUUAAGUUUUGUGUGAAAUGUCAGACGUUUUACUGUGAAAUGCACCUGAAACCUCACAAUGAAAGAAAUCGUGGCAGGAUGCAUCCACUUACUGAUGUUACAAAACAAAUGCAGAAAAGAAUCUGUUCACGUCACAAUAAAUUGCGGGAUGUUUACUGUCGCACAGACCAACAAAACAUUUGUAGUUUGUGCUUCAAAGAUGGACACAAGGGGCACAGCGUGGUGUCUGUGAUGGAGGAGAGGAUGGAAAUACAGAAACAUCUCGAGGAAGCAUGGAAAAAGUCAAAACAGAGGUGUAAGGAACGAGAAAAGGAACUCAGAGACAUUGUAAAAUACGUCAAGCGCUCAGCGCAAGUGGUUGAGGAUGACAGUGAAAAGAUCUUCACCCGACUGCUGCGCGCUGUCGAAAGGAAGCAUUUGGAGGUGAAAGAGCUGAUCAGAGGAGAGGAGAGGACAGCUCUCGGCCAGACGGAGAAGCUUCUAGAACGACUGAAUCAACAGAUAGUUGAACACAGGAGAGGAGAGGCCGAGCUAGAGGCGCUCUCAAGCACUGAGGAUCAUAUCCAUUUUCUGCAGAACUAUAAGACACUCUGUGCUCCUCCUGACGCCGGGGGUCGGCCCAGCAUUGACGUCCACCCGUACUUCUCUUUGCUGAUAUUGAGAAAAGCUCUCACAGAGCUGAGAGAUAAAGUCAACGAGGUCUGUGACAGAGAAUCAACAAAGAUCGCAGAAUUAGUUGAUGAAGAACACAAUCAGUCAGCUGAAAACUCCUUGAGCUGUCCGUUGAACACGGAUACAGGUACGGACGCUCACAUCCCUCCCAGCAAUCCAUAGACAUUUACAACAGACUGGGCCGAGGACCAGAGGGGACUUACAGUACUGCUGUGAUUUGACGUUAGACCCAAACACUGCCAACUCUUUCCAGAGACUUCCAGAGUCACGAUCGACCACGAGCCGCAGCCGUACCCUGAUCACCCAGAGCGCUUCAUCAGCUGGGCUCAAGUCUUGUGCACUGAAGGUCUCUCUGGAUCUGGAUAUUGGGAGGUGGAGUUGGGAGGCGGUGAAGGAGUUUCUAUUGCCGUUUCUUACAGAACUGGAGGGAAUAUAGACUAACUGGGAUGCAACUCAAAAUCGUGCUUAGAUUUCUCUGAUUUUCUUUGUUUGUUCUGGCACAAUAAGUUUAGUGUUGAAAUACACACUCCAAUGCCACACAGAGUAGGUGUGUAUCUCGAUCACAGAGCUGGAACUCUGGAGUUUUAUUGGAUUUCUCUGGCAGAAGAUACCAUGACUUUGCUGCAUCGAGAGUAAACCACUUUCACUCAGCCUCUUUAUUCUGGUUUCUGGGUUGGACUUGGAAAGUUUUGGACUUUAAAACUUAGCUUUUUAGCUUAGUUACACAUUCUGUGCUCUCAUUUUGAUUCAAUGAACAGUUCACCAAAAAAUCAAAAGCAUGUCAUUCGCUCACCUUCUUGUUGCAUUUGUGUUUGUUUCCUGUGGCUUGUUGUAGAGCCCAUGCAACAUUAUGAAAAGUAGCGAUUUGACCUCAAU
Messenger RNA from Cyprinus carpio (common carp), 2777 nucleotides. Its product is annotated as finTRIM family, member 87. Gene Ontology annotation, molecular function: zinc ion binding. Lineage: Eukaryota; Metazoa; Chordata; Actinopteri; Cypriniformes; Cyprinidae. The transcript has 7 exons. Bases 909 to 2063 code for a protein of 384 amino acids. The record is from RefSeq and is a predicted model, not a curated record.